Messenger RNA from Ochotona curzoniae (black-lipped pika), 703 nucleotides. RefSeq names its product cytochrome c oxidase assembly protein COX19. The record is from RefSeq and is a predicted model, not a curated record. Gene Ontology annotation, cellular component: mitochondrial intermembrane space. NCBI's taxonomy places the organism in Eukaryota, Metazoa, Chordata, Mammalia, Lagomorpha, Ochotonidae. The transcript has 3 exons. Gene Ontology annotation, biological process: mitochondrial respiratory chain complex IV assembly. Bases 15 to 296 code for a protein of 93 amino acids.
ACUGCGCCGCCGUCAUGUCGACCGCCAUGAACUUCGGGAACAAGAGCUUCCAGCCGCGGCCGCCGGACAAGGGCAGCUUCCCGCUGGACCACUUCGGCGAGUGUCGGAGCUUCAAGGACAAGUUCAUGCGGUGUCUCCGCGAGAACCGCUUCGAGAACGCCGCGUGCCGGCUCGAGUCCCGAGAAUACCUGCGCUGCCGGAUGGACAGGCGACUGAUGGCGCAGGAGCCCUUGGAGAAGCUGGGAUUCGGAGACCUGGAGGACGGCAAGGCCGAGGCCCAGAGAAGUGCUGAGUAGCCCUGGCGAGGCGGCCCUGCCGGGCUCCCCUCCCCUCAUGGUCUGUCCUCUUAGCUGUGUGAGCAGGGUGGCUCCAGGCCGUGGGGUGAGGGUGUGGCCACACCUGCUGUGCCCUCAGCCUGGGGGAGAGCCAGGCUUCGUCAGAUGGACACGAGGGUGACCUGCUCAGGCGUUCCGGCUUUUCACUCCUGAGUCCUGUGCUCGCCAGUGGACGAGGGCCAGUCAUGGCAGCCCUCCUGGGUCCAGAUGCCAAGGUGGCGAGUCAGGGUGACUGACGUGGACUGCUCAGACUGAAUGAAAAGCCCCGUGUGCACAGGCUGCCUCUGUCCGUGACUAAUGGGGAGGGACCAGCCCCGCACGUGGCCCCUGGGCCCCGUCUGUCUGCAGAGGAGGUGGGGCGGAGCUGU